This is a messenger RNA of Drosophila miranda, 1464 nucleotides long. Its product is annotated as phenoloxidase-activating factor 2-like. NCBI's taxonomy places the organism in Eukaryota, Metazoa, Arthropoda, Insecta, Diptera, Drosophilidae. The record is from RefSeq and is a predicted model, not a curated record. The transcript has 2 exons. The coding region runs from base 39 to 1382 and encodes 447 amino acids. Gene Ontology annotation, molecular function: serine-type endopeptidase activity. Gene Ontology annotation, biological process: proteolysis.
UCGAGUGGAUCAGUGCGUUUCGGAAAUCUUCGCCAGCAAUGUCACGAAUCGAAGCUCUAGUUCCUAUAUUAAUCCUGGUAUUGGCCGCAGCAGGAGUUCUUGGGAAGAACUGUGGCAACUCCCGGAACAAAGAAUGUGUGCCGCGAAUUUUGUGCGACAACGGAUCAGUCAUCAGGGAUGGACGUGCACUGUUCUCAUAUCGAUCGUUGUUGGCAGGCAAUGAGGGCUGCGAUACCACCGAUAUCUGCUGCUCCAUCACAAAUAAGGUUUCUACCCCCAUAGUCGACUUAGAGGUGGCCGCUCCAACCGAAUGUGGACACCGAAACGAAAAUGGUCUGCACUACACUAUGACCGAGGCAGCAGAUGUGGCCCAGAUGGGUGAAUUUCCCUGGAUGGUGGCUCUGCUACUCAAGUCGGAUGAAUCAUAUAUUGGUGCUGGAACAUUGAUUGGAUCUGACGUAGUCCUUACGGCCGCCCAUGUCGUGGCGAAUUUCCAACCAGGACAGCUUCUCGUCAGGGCUGGUGAGUGGGACUUUAAAAUUGAGACUGAAUUGCACCGGCAUGUGAAUGUCGAUGUUCGGCUCAUCGAAUGCCAUCCGGACUUCAAAACAUCGACUGGAGGGAGCAAUCUGGCACUGCUCUUCCUGAGUAAGAAACUAAGGACACAGAUCCACAUCUGUCCCGCGUGUCUGCCAAGAGCGGACAGGAGUUUCGACCACAGCAGAUGCUUUGUCAGCGGCUGGGGCAAGAAGACGUUUGAAUCCGACUCCUACAUGAACAUAUUGAAGAAAGUUGAGGUGCCCGUGGUGGGUCGUGAACUGUGCCAACAACAACUGAGACGAUCUAUCCUGGGACCCUACUUUACGAUCGACUCCAGCUUAAUUUGCGCAGGCGGCGAACGGGGCAAGGACGCGUGUACGGGCGAUGGCGGAGCCGCAUUGGUCUGUCCUCUGGCCAACGAUAAAAACCGCUAUGAACAGGCUGGCAUCGUCAAUUGGGGCGUUGGCUGUGGAGUGGAGAACAUUCCGGCUAUCUAUACAAAUGUCGCCCUCUUCCGUGAAUGGAUUGAUAUGAAAAUUGCGGAAAAAUCGAUUUCCAGCGGUAAUUUUGAUACCGCUUCUACGGUUUCACUCGGCACCGGUUCUGAAGGUAAACCCGUAAUAUUUGAAAGUACUAGAGGAUCUAUCUCUAGUUCGGCCACAACUAGUCGUGUUGAAUCAACAGGUAGCGGCGUUAUCGGUGGUAUCGGCGGUAUUUGCGGAAGCGGCGGAAUCGGCGGAAUCGGCGGAAUCGGCGGUAUCGGCAGUAUCGGCUCUUCUUCACACGGUGAUAUGAAUAACCUAUCGAACAACUCUAAAGAGCCAGCAAUGAUUCCCAUCUAAAACGGUCUGUACACUUAAUGAUGCAUUGUUAACUAUAUAGUGGGAAGUUUGUGAAUAAAAACAUUGGUUCCCUCAUUCGUAA